This is a messenger RNA of Porites lobata, 1965 nucleotides long. NCBI's taxonomy places the organism in Eukaryota, Metazoa, Cnidaria, Anthozoa, Scleractinia, Poritidae. The record is from the annotation of a GenBank genome assembly.
AUGGCUGCCAGUUCUGUCAACUGCGAGGCUGCUUUCCUCAAUUUUUAUGCCGAAUUUGGGCGAAACAGGUAGGUAUUUUCUCUUUUUAUUUUGAGUUUUUUUAAAGUAAUAUUUUUCAGAAGCCCCUUUAGCGUUUUCCUCUGAUUAUUUGUUUAGAUUUGGGAAAACACCCCAGGGUCUCACAAAUCUCCUUCGCACGGCAGGGAGAAAGCCUGGAGAAAUCGCUGAAAGGAUGCUGCAUCGCAUCUACUCUAGACUAUACAAAAUUAUGUGGGUAAGUGACUUGAGUAUAAUUUAAUUUUAAGUUCUCGAUAGUAAAAAGAUGUCCCAAAUGUUUCUCUAUCUUUGCGUGGUGGUUGCACAACAUAUCCUCGUGGGAAAUUAUUGCAUUCUCAUCCAUUGUACUAAGCUAAAUAAGUGCUUCGCAUUUUACUUAGUUGUAUCACUGGAGCAAAUGCAAAUCGCUUAUAUAUUGAAAACAUUUUUGAUGUUGUUGUAGAUGAAUUUUUCAAUUCCUUCUUCAGCAUGGAUGUAAAAUUGGCCGAGGUCAAUUUACUGGGGGUCAACCCACCUUUGUAUUCCCAGAAUGUGUGAAGAAAGUGGUGUGCACCAUUAUACAAGAGGAUGUCCGCGACUACAAGGAUCCAGUUGGUCCCCACGUAAGUUAACGCUUCUGAUUUUAUAUGGUAUCAAUGACUAUGCAAAGGCAAGACCAAUCCCUCAAUGUUCGUUUUGCUUAUGAGCUCAUUCAAUGUUCCAAUGGUUUGACUGCUGUUCAAUCAAGAGAAACAUUUUUCCUGUAAACCUUCAAACGUUGAAAAUUUGAGAAAACGUAUGUUACAAUACAAGGCUGUGGCUGUAACAUGUUUGAUUGUUGAUGACUUCUGUGUGUUCUUUAGGUAUAUCACAUCACAUUGCAAGACCUGGUAGACACAAAGUGGCCAGCAAUAAAAAAGGAAAAAAAUAAGAAGAAUUAAUUUUUAUCAUCUGUAUUCUUUAGACUGUACGAAUUAAAAAAGUAUUUUAUCAUAAAGCCAUCGUGUAUUGCUGUUAUCCUAUGCUUCUUUUAACGAAGCAUUUGAAAUCAAUGCCUAUGCACACAUUUUCUGCCAUCAGAGCAUUUUUUGUUGUGUUUGAAAAUAAUAAUAACGAUUAUUGUUAUGGCUGCAAUGCUACUGAAAUUUUGUGGCUUGAUUUUACCCUUGGUUUAAUUUUUUUUGUUUCAACCUCAUAAAUCAUAGUAACAUUACCAUGCCCAAGGACAAAGUAAAAGAACAAAAACAUAAAAACAUAACGUUCUUCACUAAAUGAUCUACUCCAGUUUCCUCAGCGCCUAGCAAAGACUGUGCCAACGACUUAUCAAUAUGUUAAUCCCUACUACAAGAACGUGCAAGAUUGCUAGUGGACAGCUAGUCUUUCUCUUUUUUUUCCUUAAUUUUUCUUACCACAAACUUUAAAGUCACCCCUCUUUACUACAACAGACGUCUUUUACAACUAACCCUUCCAGAAUGAAGAAAUCUUGUAAAAAGUGCUUACAUGAGGGAGAUUUCAUGACUUGGGCCAUAAGUUUUAUUGACUGGGAAAACAGAGGCAAAAAAAUAAGUAGUCUUACUCCUUGCUUAAAUGCUUCAAGGCCUCUCCUUCAACAGCAUUUAUGUGAAGCUAUUUCUUGCAGAAAUAAAGUAUAGUAAAAGGCCAUCAGAAGGGUAAAAAACAAAAGAAAGAGUGUUUACUUUGAUUUUUCCUAUUUUUUCUUUCCAUAUUAUUUCUGUAAGUAACUUUCGGUAACAUUGAUAGGAUUACCUUCCUAUUACCUUUAUACAGAAAUACCAGACAAGCCUGAAAUCCAGGGAAGAUGAUGACUCUUCACUCAAAGCAGUAAGGACCGUUUUCGAACCCUCAAGUGAGCUUGUCAAUUUAUUCAAUGACAGGCUCUCGAUUACCUUCACCAAUGAUGCACACUAG